UUAACAUAUCUUUUAAACAGCAUACUCUGGCGUCCUAGACCUAGCCCCCAAAACUGUCCUGGUGAGCUGAUGGGCAGACGUAUCCCCCAAAAGCGAAAGAGUGCAAAAGAACUGAUCAUCCAAAGAGUUUCUUUUCUUCGAGCAGCUUUUCUUUGGCACGCCUAGCCUCUCCCAACCUUCUUCCCUCAGAUCAUCUACACAAAAUGGCCGCAGAACUAUCGCCCAAGUGGACCGCCGCCGAGCUCGCUAGCGACGAUGUGUCCAAGAAGGACCUGAUCUCGUACCUGCAAGAGUCUGCCUCCAACGCCUUCCUGCUGUCGCACAAGCUGAACGGCAAGCUGGCGAACGUGGCCAAAACCGCCAAGAAGCCUGCGCUGAUUACCGCCUACAACGAGCUGUUCGCCACGAAGCAGUUCCGCGCCGCCGACGAAGUCUCAGCCUCCGAGGUCAAGCACGCCAAGGUUGCUGCCGAAAAAUCUGCUGCGCCUGAGCAACAGCACGAGUCGGAGACUCCCAAGUAUGUCAAGAAGACCACGAAGCGCGGCACCGGCCAGCGCAUGCCCAGCAAGGGCGAUCGUGUCAGCGUCUACUAUACCGGAAUGCUGGAGGACGGCACUGUGUUUGACACGAACCUGAAGACUAAGGGGAGGAAGCCCAUGGCACCACUGGUCUUCAAGGUCGGCACUGGCCAGGUCAUCCGUGGCUGGGACGAGGCGCUGAUGACGAUGGUUGCGGGCGAGAAGGCACGGCUGACGAUCGAGUCGGAGUGGGCGUACGGCAGGCACGGCCAUGAAGCGGCUGGCAUCCCGCCCCAUGCCACCCUGGUCUUCGAUGUCGAGCUCGUCAACGUCGACUAAGUGUUGGUAAUUUCUAUAUUUGCUUGCAUAUAGUUAUCAAUAAGUCAGCCGGGUUAUGCUGCUGCUCUCCGCUGUUGCUGCACCUGCGUGUACUGACGUAUGACGAUGCGUACAUUGGAAUAUUUACUUGGGUUUUAUUGCCUCGCAUAUGCGAUGUUCAAUACGUGAUGCAUGAAGGGACACCAGCAGGCAUGUCAGUGGGUCCGUCGCCUUAAAACAAAAGAUCAAAUGCACAUGCUCUACUUUGCAAAUACGCGGCUGCGAAGAGAAAUCCAUAGAGUGCAUGCUCGCAAUCACUAUCUACAUGGUCAGCGCCUGAUGCUAAUGUGGCGGAGACCAUUUGUCGCGAUCCUAU
Linderina pennispora is the source of this 1212-nucleotide messenger RNA. RefSeq lists its product as uncharacterized. The transcript has a single exon. The record is from RefSeq and is a predicted model, not a curated record. The coding region runs from base 204 to 857 and encodes 217 amino acids. Lineage: Eukaryota; Fungi; Kickxellomycota; Kickxellomycetes; Kickxellales; Kickxellaceae. Gene Ontology annotation, molecular function: peptidyl-prolyl cis-trans isomerase activity.